AUGAUGCACAGAGAAUCUUGCGCUUGUGGUACCAGCAGUUUAGAACUGUUUAAAGUGCCCCCGACCAACGUCACUUUAGAAGAUUCGAAAUGGAUGGAAUAUUACCCCAUUUCCAGUACCCUCAACUCGGAUACGGCUCCGAUUGAAUUUGAAAUCAAAGGACAAGGAGAUGAAUAUCUGGAUUUAUCCCAAACUUAUCUCCAGAUGGUCUGUAAAUUCACGAAAGCCAAUGGAACGAAUCUCGCAGGAGGCCAUUCGACCUCCACCCCCGUGAAUAACAUUCUCCAUUCCUUGUUCAGUGAAAUCGAUGUCAGUCUCAAUGGAAAAGUCAUUACCCCGGGGACGGAUACUUAUCCCUACAAAGCGUAUCUGGAGAAAUUGUUGUCUUAUGCACCCAAGACUCUGGAAACCCAGAUGAGAGCCUGUAGCUUGUGGGAAAAAGAUACGGCAGGACAUAUGGAUGAGGUCAAAUUAGAAGCUCUGGCUCAAACUCCUGUGGAAUUUCCAGUACUGAAUAACAAAAUCAGCAUCGCGGCCGUCAUCCCGACUCCCGAGUAUCCGGAUGAUUCCAAGAAUGUAGGGUUGAGAAAACGUCACGAGAAGAUUACAGACAGUAAGGAGAUCGUGUUGAUGGAUCGAUUACAUCUGGAUUUGUUUGAGCAAGAGAAAUGUCUCCCUAAUGGUUUGGAUGUCCGUCUCAGAUUCAAUCGCGCUCGACCCCAGUUCUACAUGAUGACCGCUGCCGGGAGUAGUGGGAAAGUGGUCAUUCAAAGUAUGAUCUUGUGGGUGAGGAAAGUCAAACCUGUGCCGAGUAUCAUUAAUCUCAUCAAUCAGCAACUGAGUACUCAAACGGCGAAAUAUCCAUUGAGACGAGUGGAAGUGAAAACCUUCACCAUUCCUAGUGGCACCCAAUCUAAAAUCACCGAUCAUCUGUUUCAAGGACAGAUGCCUAAACUGAUCGUGUUGGGUCAGGACUGGGCUCCGGACAUUACCCUAGAAGAGUAUAAAAACGGUUACACCCUCUGGUGUGUGGAUUUCACGAAAGAUCAAGAAGCCCAGACGGAUAAAUUUCAUCUCAUACAGACGGGGAACUUGAGAGUGGAAGUGCAAUUUGCCGCCAACGUAGCCAGGACCUUAAACUGUGUGGUGUAUGCCGUGUUCGACAAUCUGCUAGAAAUCAACAAACAACGAGAAGUCAGCAUCGAUUACUAA
Messenger RNA from Ostrea edulis (European flat oyster), 1212 nucleotides. RefSeq lists its product as uncharacterized. The coding region runs from base 1 to 1212 and encodes 403 amino acids. The record is from RefSeq and is a predicted model, not a curated record. NCBI's taxonomy places the organism in Eukaryota, Metazoa, Mollusca, Bivalvia, Ostreida, Ostreidae. The transcript is spliced from 2 exons.